CGCUCUUAACCACUCGAAUAUGAAGCAAAGAAGCAUAAUUAACUAUAUCAAUCCUGACUGAUAGUAGGCGCAUACUUCUUUCCCCUCCGCUUAUCGCGCCGUUGGACCCCCGACUCACCGCCUUGCAAAAAAUCGAGAUCAAAAACCGUUAGGACUUUCUUGACAAACACUCGAUAAGCACAAUUAUUGCAAUUCAUAUUCAUAAUGUCGGCCAAGCGUUCGCGCGAUACAGAAGAUCGUCCAGGGGGCUCUGCGACAACCGAACCCCCAGUCAAGAAGAACAAGAAGGGUUUUUCUGUCGCGCCUGAUAACCUCCCCGAUGGCACAUAUCGCCGGAAAGCCCAAAAAAUCAAAGCCGACCUAAUCCAAAAAGCCAAAGUUAAAAAAGCCUACGCCAAAGUAAAAUCCCAAGAAGAAGCGCCAACCAAACCCUCCGUCUACGAACUCGAAGAACAGCGCCAACGCGAAGAAAAUGAGCGGCGACAAAACGAACAUGCCGAUCCCAACGAGCCCCAAGAGGCUGAAGGCGCUGGCAUGGAGCUUCACCCAGACCGAGUGGCUAUGCUGAAUGAACCACAACCCGAACCCGCACCUGAACGGAAACCUAGGCCGGAGCGUGCGCAGAACCGUCGCGAGGGUGGCAGAAACAAGAAGGGAAAGCGUACUGCUUUUGACAAGGAGUUGGAGAUUGCGCGGAAGCGCCAAGAGGAGGCUGAGAGAAGAAGGGAACAAAGAGAGUUUAGGCAGAAGGAUCGCGAUGCCAUGGCGAAGGCUAAACGGCCGGAUCAGAAUGGGAAGAAAAGGUUGGGGAGGGAGAGUACGGUGCUGCUUAGUCGUGUUCAACGGAUGGUUGGUUAGACCUAGAUGGUCUUGUGGCAGUGUGCAUUGAAAAGUGUCGGAUUAAAAGUGAUACCCAGCGUUAAUAUGAUCUGGUUUUGAUUUAUAUGGAUACAGUUUGUGAAUAAAUGCAAAUGCUAUUCAAAAUUAAGUGACUAAUUACUGAGGUG
This is a messenger RNA of Aspergillus glaucus CBS 516.65, 1007 nucleotides long. RefSeq lists its product as uncharacterized. The record is from RefSeq and is a predicted model, not a curated record. Bases 205 to 858 code for a protein of 217 amino acids. The transcript is spliced from 2 exons. Lineage: Eukaryota; Fungi; Ascomycota; Eurotiomycetes; Eurotiales; Aspergillaceae.